AGCUCUAUUUAUCAGAAAUGCUAUUGACAUUCUAGUUCUGCUUUAUAUCUAAGUACAUGAACAGGAUUGCUUAAUAGUUAGCAGAAUGCUACCUGAACUUUCGGAUGUAGAAUGCAAGUCUGAGAAGUCGUCACACUUGUUGUCCCAAACUUGGGACUCUUAUGAUAUGGAAGCUACUAUAACACCCUAUACCGGAUUUGAGGUUUUAAAAUCAACCCUUCCUCCUUGCCAAGUUUGUAGAGCACCAGCUUCAGGAUACCACUACGGAACAAAUACUUGCGAAGCAUGCAAGGUUUUUUUUAGGAGAAGCCUGACGAAACAUACUGAUUAUAGAUGUAAAAAUGGACGAAACCAAUGUAUGUCGUCAGACGAUUAUAUAUUUAAUUGCAAAUCAUGUCGAUUUAAAAAAUGUGUAUCUGAAGGAAUGUCCAGAGAUAGAAUUAAAAUUGGAAGAUACUCGAGAGAAAGGCGGCGAGAAAACUUUAAUAAACUCUCCGAGAUUAUUUCUAAUAAACCCUCAAUUCCUCAUAUGAUGAAUUUUGCUGACGCAGAUAUUGUGACUGUGUAUUGUAGAGAGUCUUUCUCCAAGUUUACUGAUGCUACAUGGGGAAAAGAAAUUCAUAAUUUGUAUGAACGACUUUAUUCCGCAAUUCUUGAAACCCAGGGUUCCUCAUGGUCAAAGGAGGACUUUAUGGAUAUUGUUGAAGUUACUGGCGUUGAGAUUGAUGGUAGACGCUCGUUUGCUGAAAUUUCUCAGAAGCUACUUAAAAGGAAUAUACAAUUUUUGUACAAAUUUGCCAGAGCACUGCCAGGAGGAAAAGAGUUGCCUAAUGAAAAGUUCGUAGUUGACUUUUUCAAUUAUCCCGAAUAUAUAAAGUUUGCUAUAGCCAUGUCGUAUAACUUCUAUUGGAGUAAUGAUGAAUUUGUUUUCACUGUGGAUGAUAAACAAUUUCUCAUGCACAAGAAUGAGUUGGAACAUUUCUUAGACAAAGAAGUGCUCAGCUAUCAGAUGGAGAUCUCAGAGCGAAAAAAUAAGCUAAAUCUUACUGUAGAAGAAACAAUGUUUGUAUUUGCAUUACAAAUCAUAAAACCAUCAGCUCAAUAUCCAAAAAUGGGAGUUGCUAAUCAAAGACUGAAUUUGGCAUUCACAAGGUAUCUUCAAACUACAUACGGAAAUGAUUACCAUAAAAGAUUGAGAGAUAUCAUAAACUUUGUAUCGUUCUUUAAUGAAAAAAUUUACUUUUUAAAAAAAUGGACGAAAAAAAAUGAAAGGUACUUGAAUUACCUGACUGAUUGUAAAUUGAUGAAACUUUUUUGGAUUGAAAAGCAGCCAGGAUGGGAAUAUGACAUUCUCGAUAAUUUUCAGGAGAUCGACGAACCUCAAUGAUUAAUUUCCAUGAAAUAAAAAUUACCUGCAUAAAAAAAACUAAUAUAUAGUAAAUAACUAUGAGAUUAAUAAGAUAUUCUUAUUAUUGUUUGACAAGAUAUACUUAUUCAAAGAUUUAAUCUUGGAUUAGCAACUAACCAAGUUUCAAAGUUAUCAUUUUCAAUAUAUUGCAUAAGUAAUGAUGAUACUUGAACAAAAUUGAACUGUGCAUUGUUUUGUGUCUGUAAAUAAUUCAUAUGUAUACAGUUAGAGAAAAUAUCUGCAUCCUAAUCAAAAUUUGACUGAACUUGCCGUAAACAUUCCGGAAAGUACUUGACAGUAUACUUCGAUCUGGAAUGAUCUUUGACAAGUAGUUUAUUGUUUUGUUCUAAUUUCACUAACAUAAAUUAGUCAUCUUGUAUAAAAAGCUACAUAUGAGUAAUAUAAAUUUUAGAAUAGCAGGGGCUAAGAUAUUAUUUCAUAAACCAGUUCCUCUUUUUACUAUCUGUGAUAACAACGAGAAUGUGUUGUUAUAUUGUUGUAAAUUUGAUGAUAUGAAUACAAGGUAAUACUUGUAGAUUAUUACCAUAGUAUAUUAUUAUUUUCGUUAAAUAUAUACAUAUAUAAGGAGAGAGAUACAUAGACCUUUUAAUAGUAUUUGCUUAUAUUGUAUAAACUACAAGUUUAAACAUGUAGCGCCAUCUGACGAUAUGAAUAGUAUUAACUAUGGCUUUCGAAAGCCAAGCUAUCUCUCGCAAAGCGCAUGUUUUCCCUAUUAUCGUUACAGUUUGUUUUGAAUGGACGAGGACGUUAAGAGAAGACAAUAUUUACAUAAAAUUUACGAAAAGCUACAAUUUUCAUGUCCUACUCUAUCAAAUCAUUAUGCUAGAGAAGGGGAAGUAGCGCGAACGUUUAAAGAGAAAAAUACUACUCUUCCCCAUUGCCAUUUAUGUAAUAACGUGUCGCUACUGUCUUUAAAAACAAGGUUAAGAAGGAAGCGCAAAUACAAACCUAAAGAAAGCAAAAAUAUUAAGAAAACUAGGAAAAUUUCAUCAAAUAAAAAGCCAAAGACAAAUAUAAUAUAUAGAUGUCUUAUCUGUAAAAGGCUUACUCAAAGAAACAUCGUAGAUACUAGAAAAAAGAAUAAAUUACGAAUCAGAGACGCUCAACAACCGACAAAUACUAAACAAAAAGCUAUUAAAGCUACAGAAAAAAAACGCAAAACUGAUUUAAGUCAGCCUCAAACAGCACAAUCUCUAAAGAAACUCCUGAAGAAAAAGUCGAAGGAAAGCACUCCUUUAUCAUUAUUUCUCAAUUCCAUGUAAAUUACUAGUUGAUUGUUAUUUAUAGCUAAUUUUACAUUGUAUUAUAUACGAAAACUUAAAUAAACAUUAUUUUAUAAAACAUAAAUACUUUUUAUCCAACUAGACAAUGAUUAAUGAACCAAUAUAUACACGAUAAUGUCACUAAAAAGCUAUUCAAUGUGUGAAAAAGUCUGCAGGAAUAAAAAAACCGUUAAGCUUCUGCAUUAUUUAAUAACGAAACACAGCUGCAUCGAUAGCUUUUUUUGCGAAUAUUCCUUUUUUGAAUAAUUUCUUAGCUGCCGGGUGAACGGUCCACAAAUUGCCCCUGCCACUUCUUUCACCCUUCACAAAGCCUUUACAUGUACAUAAGCAAUGCUUAAGACUUUCUCGAAGUUUCUGGGGAACUUGAUAACGUUCUAUCACUUCCGGAUGCAUUUCCACAACUGCAUCAAAUAAUUGUUGUAACGAUAAAGCUUCUUCCGUUCGCAGUGCCGCCUCUGCCAACAAUUGAAUCUGUGUGUAAGAGCGUCCACCACGAUUUCUUGCUUUAGGAGGUUUCGAAUCUUGUAAUCUUGGCUGCUUAAACAUUUUCUCCUGCGGCGUCACGCAAAGAGGUACAGAAUUUUCCGCGGCCGGGUCGGUUAGGGCAUCCAUCAAGGCAGGAAAUACAAAUGAUCCAUUUUCAUCGAUUGGUACGUAAAAAUCAUCGUUGGAUUCGUGCGUUUGCCUGACGUAUUGCUCCAGUAGAACUUCGCAAUCCGGAUUAGUUAACGGUGAUAUAUUUCUUCCUAACUCGAGAACUAUUUGGUAGGAGGAACUCUUUUCUCGCUCAAUCUCAUCCAUUAUAUCAGGAAAAUCGACUGGUGACUCAUAUGGUGAGCUAGAUGAAAAAGAAAAAUAAUCAGAUGUAAAAGAAUUAGGUGUAUAAGUAUUUAAAUCGUUAUAAUUUAUCGGAAAUCGAGGUGUUGAUGUUACGUCUCCCAUGCAAUCGGAUCGGAAAAUUUCGGUGUUCGAAUCGUUAUCCAUUUUAAUCUUGUAGAAUGUAUCUGGUAGAAAAAGCACGAAAAAAAAAACGAAUAAAAGCGAAAAAGGCCACUUGUCUCUUUGGUCACACAGAGGAGAUAUGGAUUAGAAGAACAUUUUAGACAAUAUAUACACGGGGUCAUGAGUAAAUGGCCAGCAAUGUUUUACCCUCAAAACAAUGGAGUAACUUUCUUUUGAUUCUAUUGAGAAAAUCUUGAGUAGGAAAAAAAACAAUAGGCGUAAGCCCAGCGUUAUCAAGCGACAUCUUCAAGCGUCGUCAAUCACUUUCGUGUAACGAGUGAGUAGUGUUGCUAAACAUUCAGUAAAGCACGUAACACCUUUGAUCUUUCCAUUUAGCGAGAGGGAAAUAUAUAAAAAGGAAUCCAAUAACGGACAAUUUAUAAUAAUAGUAAUUAAGUGUUAAUAUAUUUAUUUGAGUAAAUGUUAAAUAUUAGAUAUGCAUAAAAAUUUUGGAAUCCUUAUGUAAAUUAAUAAUAAAAAAAGUACGUAUUAUAAAUGUCUUUGAUGAUUUUUUUCCUGUCUACAGUUCGGACAGUCAGCUAUAGUUGCGUAAAGGUUUUCCGGGUAAUCGUUAGAUGUCGCCUUUGUACUUGCGUAGAUAGCCUGUUGAGCUCGAAGAUUCUUUUGUCUCUGCCUGUUUAGGAAGAAGGCGUUGUUUUAUAAUUUAUACUAAGCAAUUGCGACAGUUUUAUUAAGCUUGUUUCGCGUAGCUGUUUAUUGGGAGACUUCGCAUAAAACGAACUUGUCGUAUGCUUACCAUUGUAGACACAAUAAUCCCG
This is a messenger RNA of Dimorphilus gyrociliatus, 4493 nucleotides long. Lineage: Eukaryota; Metazoa; Annelida; Polychaeta; Dinophilidae. The record is from the annotation of a GenBank genome assembly.